Molecule: messenger RNA, 1859 nt
Organism: Pocillopora verrucosa
Lineage: Eukaryota; Metazoa; Cnidaria; Anthozoa; Scleractinia; Pocilloporidae
Product: trace amine-associated receptor 9-like
Biological process (GO): G protein-coupled receptor signaling pathway
Cellular component (GO): membrane
Molecular function (GO): G protein-coupled receptor activity
Source: RefSeq, a predicted model, not a curated record
CUACAAGCGCCAGUAUUCGGUAACUCGGUCACUUUCAGUUUUUCCUCAAUAAUGCGCUGAAAACGCAAGGGGUGAGAUCUGACACCAGUUUUUUUGAGGGGCUGAAGGAUGUUAAAGAAAGAAGGCUGGCGUCACUGAACUGCUUAUUCAGCCGUCAGCCCUAUUUCUGUGAUCCUCUGGUUUGACGGAUCUUAGUUGUUCACAGUCGCCAGUUUAACAAGAGAGCACGCACCCCUGUGGACAGAAAAAGGAUGAACGUGACUCAUAUAGGCCAGCUGAAUGCAACUCCAUCACCAUCUCCAAUGAUGAGGAACGACGUUGAAGUUUACGUACAAGUCGUUGUGCUGGUCAUUAUUUGCAUCGGCAGCGUGUUUGGGAACGUCUUCGUUAUAGGAAUUGUGAUCUUCGAUCACAAACUCCACAAGCCCACGUAUUAUUUCAUCAGUAGUUUGGCGUCCGCAGAUUUCCUUGUCGGGGCGAUUUACAUCCCAUUUUACAUCAUGGCAUCGCUCGCUCAGAAUUGGUAUAUUUCCCUCACUUGGUGCAAAUGGCAUGCAACUUUCAUUUCAGUGAGUAUCAACGCCUCUUUGGUUACGUUGUCUUUUGUCAGCGUGGAUCGCUAUCUCGCCAUAACCGAUCCUUUAAGGUACCAGACUAUUCUAACCACGAUCCGCUCAGUCGUGCUGCUUCUUUUGGGUUGGGUCCAUUCCAUUUUCUGGGCAUUUGCACCGCAGUUCGGUUGGGGCGAGGUUGUUUAUCAGCCCAAGACCUCCACCUGCCGUCCAAACUGGGGCGCAAAGGGUCUGGCGAAUAGGGUGUAUACUCUCGGCCUGGCAUUGUUGCCAUUUGGUGCUCCAGUGAUCUGCAUGAUAUACUGUUACUGUAGAAUCUUCUUUGUGGCUAGGUACCACGUGAGAGAGAUUAAAAAGAACUCAGUGAAUACGCCAGGCUCCAACACGAUUGGCCAAAGAGCCAUGGAAACCAAGGCUAUGAAGACGCUGCUAAUUGUUCUUGGAGCCUUUGUCGUUUCCUGGCUUCCAUACACAGUAUUGUCGAUGGCCAAGAUGAUUUCCAAAGGAUCUUGGGAAUUCUCGAGCAGUAUUCUGAACGCAGUGCUCACCAUUACGCUCCUAAAUGGUUGUGUGAACCCAGUGAUCUACGCUAUUCGAGACAAGAGGUUUUGCAAAGGAAUGAAACGUAUGCUAUGUCCGCUGGCGCGAAAAGACUCUCAAGACUUCAACAGCUAUCUGUCCAGUAGGAGAGAUACAACGAAAGAAACGAAAGCGGAGAAUUUCGAAAUGGGAAACAUCAACUUUGCUCAAGAAAGUUGAAAUGACAGACGAAUAAGGAAAUCCCAUAUAUAGAGAGAUAAACGAAAAAAGCAUCCUAUGAAUCUUCGUCUUUGUUCCGCUAUUAACAAGAACAAAAGCACAGUAUUCUUGGAAAUUCCUAAAUUGUACUGGUUUUCCUUUUCCUAUCUUCCUCAAUGGCGGAUAAGAAAACUCGCGCCGUCCGCUCAACCAGUCAAGAUGCAAAUCUGAAAGCAAUAAUGACUUGGACUCUCAUUUUCCCGCGCUUUAGGACGUUUGCACGUGUUUACUUCGUGUUCACUUUGAUCUGCACUUCAGACUUUGGUAUUAACUCUACGACAUAGAAUCGAAAAGUGUUGCAAAAUCAUAGCAUUUCCCACCAUUAUGAAUACAACUGAGAUGGACUUCAAAGCAUAUACUUUGACUUUACUUUAAUUGUAAAAUUAAGUGAGCUAAAAUAAAUUACAGUCUUCCUGAUUACAACAAGGGAAACACACCUCUCCCCAAUUGUUCGACGAACGCUUGAUUUAAAUUAUUAACCUAAGUCAA